GUCCGGCGCCUCCUCCCGGCCGCAGCGCUAGGCAGGCAGCCGCCGCCCGGCCUCGCAGCUCUCCCCGCCUCCCGGCCCGCCCUCCGCCGGGAGUGAGCGGCGCCCCGGCCGCCGUCCGGGCGCGCGCAGCCAGAGGGCGCGACUAUGCCAAGAUGGUCCUGCAGGCGCGGAACAAGCACCGGGAGGCGGCCCCCAAGUCGCCCCAGCCGCCCCGCGCCUCGCAGUCGCCGCGGAGGGGGACGCCGGACGCCGGGGAGCCCGGGCCCGAGCGCGCGUCCCCGUCCCCCGGGCGCAAGGGCGCCGCGGGCAGGAAGGGGCCCCGUGCCGAGCCCGCCGCGCCGCCCUCCGGGGUUGGCCUCGGGGGGCGCCUGGCGGCCGGGCUGCGCGGGGCGCUGGGCCUGCGGCGCGCGGGGCGCGGCCGGACCUGGACCACGCUCCUGCUAGCUGCCGUUGCCGCCGUGCUGCACUGGAGCCACAUCACACACCUCUUUGAAAAUGAUCGUCAUUUUUCUCACCUCUCAACAUUGGAAAGGGAGAUGGCUUUUCGCACUGAAAUGGGAUUGUAUUAUUCCUACUUCAAGACUAUUGUGGAAGCACCCUCGUUUUUGAACGGAGUGUGGAUGAUUAUGAAUGAUAAGCUGACUGAAUAUCCCCUUGUUAUUAAUACAUUAAAAAGGUUCAAUCUUUACCCUGAGGUCAUCUUAGCCAGCUGGUACCGAAUUUAUACCAAAAUAAUGGACUUCAUUGGCAUUCAGACCAAGAUCUGCUGGACGGUCACCAGAGGGGAAGGACUCAGUCCCAUCGAGAGCUGUGAAGGAUUGGGAGAUCCUGCUUGCUUUUAUGUUGCUGUCAUUUUUCUUUUAAAUGGACUGAUGAUGGCAUUAUUCUUCAUUUAUGGCACAUACUUAAGCGGCAGCCGGUUAGGAGGCCUGGUCACGGUGCUGUGCUUCUUCUUCAAUCACGGAGAGUGCACCCGCGUGAUGUGGACGCCGCCGCUCCGCGAGAGCUUCUCCUACCCGUUCCUCGUGCUCCAGAUGCUGCUCGUGACUCACAUUCUCAGGGCCACGAAACUCUAUCGAGGAAGCUUGAUUGCUCUGUGCAUCUCCAACGUGUUCUUCAUGCUCCCGUGGCAGUUCGCUCAGUUCGUACUUCUGACUCAGAUUGCAUCAUUAUUCACAGUAUAUGUUGUGGGAUACAUUGAUAUAUGCAAAUUACGGAAGAUCAUUUAUAUACAUAUGGGUGUGCUGGCAAUGAAACCACAUUUUCUCAAAAUAAAUGUAUCUGAACUUAGUUUAUGGGUCAUCCAAGGAUGUUUUUGGUUAUUUGGAACUGUCAUACUCAAGUAUUUGACAUCUAAAAUCUUUGGCAUUGCAGAUGAUGCUCAUAUUGGCAACUUACUAACAUCAAAAUUCUUCAGCUAUAAGGAUUUCGAUACUUUACUGUAUACGUGUGCAGCGGAGUUUGACUUCAUGGAGAAGGAGACUCCACUGAGGUACACGAAGACACUGCUGCUUCCCGUGGUCCUGGUGGUGUUUGCUGCGAUCGGCAGAAAGAUCAUUAGUGACAUGUGGGGUGUCUUAACUAAGCCACAGACACAUCUAAGAAACCACCAGUGUGAGCACGGAGAGCUGGUGUACCAUGCACUGCAGCUGGUCGCGUACACAGCCCUCGGUAUUUUAAUCAUGAGACUGAAACUCUUCCUGACACCACACAUGUGUGUCAUGGCUUCCCUGAUCUGCUCGAGACAGCUCUUUGGAUGGCUCUUUUGCAAAGUACACCCGGGUGCUGUUGUUUUUGCUCUGUUAGCAGCAAUGUCGAUACAAGGUUCUGCAAAUCUGCAAACCCAGUGGAAUAUUGUAGGGGAAUUCAGCAAUUUGCCACAAGAAGAACUUAUAGAAUGGAUCAAAUAUAGUACCAAACCAGACGCGGUGUUUGCGGGCGCCAUGCCCACGAUGGCGAGUGUGAAACUCUCCGCACUUCGGCCCGUUGUCAACCAUCCACAUUAUGAAGAUGCAGGACUGAGAGCCAGAACGAAAAUAGUGUACUCGAUGUAUAGCCGGAAAGCAGCUGAAGAAGUGAAGCGAGAGCUGGUCAAGUUACAAGUGAAUUACUACAUCCUGGAAGAGUCGUGGUGCGUGCGGAGAUCCAAGCCCGGCUGCAGCAUGCCCGAGAUUUGGGAUGUGGAGGACCCCGCCAACGCUGGGAAGCCGCCCUUAUGUAACCUCCUGGUGAAGGACUCCGAGCCACACUUCACCACCGUGUUCCAGAAUAGUGUUUACAAAGUCUUAGAAGUUAUAGGAGAAUGACCGCGGCCUACAGAGAAGGGCAUCACUCAUGGUUUUAACGUUUUGCUAAUAACUCAUGCCUUGUUUUUAAGCGGAUCCCAAAAACUUUUAUAGCUAACUGUUUUCAAAUAGGAUAGUGUUUUAUUUGAUCUAUUCGAAUGUCAUUCUGAUUGUAAAAGUAUGUAUACCACUAUGAAUUGGGUACUAUUUCAAUGCACCCCUUAAAAUUUGCUAUGCAAAUGAGUAUAUGCUUGUAUUUGACUUAAACAUUUGUGCUAAAAGGAGCAAAGCUACCUGUCUACAAAAUAAAUAGGUGAUGACAAAGAUGAUAUGAAAA
Molecule: messenger RNA, 2622 nt
Organism: Myotis myotis
Lineage: Eukaryota; Metazoa; Chordata; Mammalia; Chiroptera; Vespertilionidae
Gene: DPY19L1
Product: dpy-19 like C-mannosyltransferase 1
Exons: 21
Coding region: 153-2306 (717 amino acids)
Cellular component (GO): nuclear inner membrane
Molecular function (GO): mannosyltransferase activity
Source: RefSeq, a predicted model, not a curated record